This is a messenger RNA of Rotaria socialis, 4287 nucleotides long. The record is from the annotation of a GenBank genome assembly. Lineage: Eukaryota; Metazoa; Rotifera; Eurotatoria; Philodinida; Philodinidae.
AUGGCAUCUGACGUUAAAGAUCUUACUAGAUUUUAUGCUAAUUUACCCUCGAUCUUUGAAACUGAUCCAUCAACGAUCAGUAAAUCAUCUUCCGAUGCGAUUACAAAAAUUCUUAUUAGUGAAAAAACAUAUCCGCCAAUAUUUGGCUCAUUCGUAUUCACCAGCUCAGAGCCAUUUACUCAGGCUGCAUUUAUUAAUUCUACAUUUCCAUCGAAUGACGUGAAGACAAAUCAAGAAGAACAAAUGAAUGAUAAUAAUUCUGCAUUCAAAGACAAUAAUAUUUCAAAUACUAGUGAUAUUCAAUCUGAAUUACAGUCAUCAACAAUACCAAUCGAAGACAUUAGUGAUAUGGACGAUGAAGAUGAUUUUGAUGGUAUUUCUAUUCGAUAUGGUUCUACUUUGAUAAAGAAAAAUCUUGAUAAUGAUUUAAUACACAAUCAUUCUGAGAAGAAGAAUUUACUAGAUAUAUUUACUUCUUCUCUUGAAAAUACUCAUGAAGAUAACAAUGAUAAUGAAGGUGACGACGAUGAUGAUGUCGAAUUAUUUUUAAAUGGUUUCACAGAUGAACAACAACAUGAAUCAGAAAUAAUGCCAGCUUUAUUUAAAAAUAUUCCUGAUAUUGAUGAUCCAAAUGAACCUGAAAACGAAGACGAUGAUGAUAAUAAUAAUAAAAUGCUAUUUGAUCCUAUGGAUAUGUUCGAUCGAUCAGAUUCAAUAUGUUCGUCAUCACCUGAUUCUCUGUUAUCAUCAUCACAUUUACGUGAAGACGACGACGACGACGAGGAGGAGGAGGAGGAGGAGGAGGAGGAGAAGGCUCAUGCUGAAAUCGAUAAGAAUAACGAUGAAGAAGAAGAUGAUGAUGUCACACAAUGGAAUGAUGACUUUAUUCUUAGAAAAACAACUUCUCAAAAUAAUCGACCAAUUGCUCUCUUACCACCACUUCCGAUAGCUUUAAAUUUAAACCUUCACGAUCAGGUAGAUUUUAUUGAUUCAUCACGUAGUAAUUCAAGAUGUUCGAAUGAUUCGCUACAUUUAAGUAUCGGUUAUCAUGAUCAAGCACGAAUCUUUAUCGAAGAUGAUGAGGAUCAUGAUGAUCUUUCCACAUCAUCUGAUUCUAAUAAUAAUGAAGAUGAAGUUCAUUUUGAAAAUGAUAUAUCCAAUCUUGACAAUAUUGAAGAUAUAUCCUUACAAAUUAAUCUUGAUUAUCAUCGUUCACGAUCAUCUUCAGAAUCUUCAUAUCAGGAGAAUCAUCGUUCCCAUUCAUCAUCUCCCAUUCCGGAUGAGUCACCUAUAAUUGCUAUUGAUGAAGACAUGCAUGAAACAAAACCACUUCAAUCAGCUCCUAUAGCUUUGCUUAAUGAUGAGAAUGAUUUAGAAACAUUUACUUCUAAUCAACCAAUAUUGUCUAUAAUAUCAUUAGAAAAUCUUUCUCAAUUGAGAAAUCAACUUAGACAAAAUGAAAUUAUUCAUGAUAUUAUCGAUAUGAGAUAUAUUCUAAAUGAACAUGAUAAUGACGAUGACUUUUUGGCUGUUAUGCAUAAUCCAAGUAUAUUUGAAGAAGUAUUAUACGACAAUGAACAGUCAUCCGAUGAAUUAGCCAAGCAAAAAAAUAGUUCUAUUAAUACGUCCGAUGCGUCACCAUCAGCCCAACCGUGCAUUCCGAAUAAAAUUCAAAGGAAAUCAAUCGAGCAUUACAAAUAUCGUCAGCAAUCAUCCUCAUUAUCAGUAUCGAACAGCGAAGAGUAUGAUCCUUUUAAUAUAAAAACAACAAACAAUCCGUCUAAUACUACUACUGCUGCUAUUCCUGUCAAUCACCUUCUCGUACAACGAGAAGAACAGGAGCAGGAAAAUAUUGAUAGCAUCAAUUGUCGUAAUAUACUCGAGAAAAAAGAAGAGAAACUGGACGGAGAGAGUUGUUCGAACGUCAACAUACAGGAUAUUGUUAGCAAUAGACAAGUACAAAGAAAUCUUCAUCGAAUGAUGAGUUCAGAUGAUGAAUUUGAUAAUGAUUCUGAAUUAUUAAAUACUCUUGCUCAACUUCACGGUUUAGUUUAUACGCCUCGAUUAUCGUCUGAUAAUUAUAAUCAAAACCUAAAUACAACAAAUCUAUUAAAUGAAAAAAAUCAACAACAUGACAAAGAUCUAAGUAAUACUAUUCAUUGCCAUGAAAGUCAAAAGGAAAAUAAUUUUGAAAGAAAAGGAGGACAACUUCCGUCGACAUUUUUUUCUUUGACAUCUCUAACAUCUUCUGGAUUACUUAACGAUGACGAAUCCCAUUCUGUUGAUAUUAUGGUCGAUUCUGAUGGAUCAUCGUCGCUUAUAACAUCGACAAAUGAAUUUAACGAUUCAUUAAUAUUGUCAAAUCAAUUAGUAAUCGAUGAUUCUCAAAUUAGAAAUACAAAUAUGUAUGAUAGUUUACAUCAAACAGCAAUGACAAUCAACGACAAUACGAAUUCAGAUUAUCUGCACAAUCGAUCAAUCCCUUGUGAAUCUUUAUUUACUAUAAAUACAGAUAACAAUGAUUUGAUAACAUAUUUACAUUGGAUUAUAAGUCAUUUAAAUGAUGAUUUACAAUCUUCAACUCCAUUAAAUACAAUCGAACAUUCUAAUAAUGAACAUCAACAAUCCGAUAGGAAUCAGCAAGAAAAUGUUAUGUUAUCCUCUGUUGAUAUUGAUAUUAUAUUACUAGUUGAACAAUUGGUUUCAGAUGUCGUACAAUUCGUAUUAGAUGAAAUCAAUGAAGCGAAACGACAAGCAGAACAUCUCGCUGAUCGAAUAUUAUCACAAGCAAUUUAUGAAGUUAACAACGAGGAUAAUAGAUUAGCCAUUGAUAAUCUUAAAUUGAAUAUCAAUCAUGAUGUUCAAACAAAUGAACAGCUGCUAGAUCCGUUUGAUCAAAAAUUCGAUAGUCUUUGGACUAAACAAUUUCAAAUAUCGAAUAAUAUCAUCGAUGAGAAUAAUUUUGAUCCAAUAUCAUUCUAUUCGAAUACAUUUGAUGAAUCCAUUUCACCAUUUUCAUUAUUUACAAAUCCUUUUGACACAGCCAUAACAGAUAAUAAUUUAACGCAAUAUUCAUUAAUAGCAUUUGUUAGAAAUAAUAAUAAUAUUGACCACAGUUCUAUUUUAAAUAAGAAUCAACCAUCAAUAGACACUGAUGAUAAAAUUCAUUUAGCAUCAACAAAUUUAUCGUCAACUGAGAAUCAACUCGCCACUGAUACAACACAACCAACAGCAAACAAAGAAGAUGAUAGUACAAGUUCCGAUAGCGAUGAUGAUGAUGAUGCGCUGAAAAGAACACCUACGUUCUUUGCAACUACAUCACGUAUGUUAGAAUUUGAAGCCUAUGCUAGUGAUCAACUACUUCAUACAUUAGAUGACGCAUCAGCUACAGAUGCAGUUGAUAAUCAAUCUGAUGAAACAUCACCUAUGAAAAAGUCAACAAUACCAUUUGAACUAGAAUCCGAUCCGGUAAAUGCUUUGAAUAAUGGUGACGAACCAUGGGAACUUGAGGAUAGUGGUGAAGAAAAUGGAAACACCCUACAUCAUAGUAUUAAAAAAAAGUUUGAUUCAUAUGAUAACGUACCAUUGGAUUCCCCGACAUCAACAUUAACACGAACAUUACCACCAAAACUAAAAGAUACGUACCAUGGAGAGAGUAGUGACGAAGAUGAAAAUGAAAAUGAAAAUGAUAAUUAUGAUAAGUAUUUUUCACAACAAAAACCAGCUGAAAAUUCUGAAGGACAUUCAACAAAAACUGUACGUUUUGAUGAUAAUAUAGAAAAAGUCGCCGUUUUAACACCAAAAGAUAGUCUUGAAGAAUCAUUAGAAGAAGCAAGUUCAACUACUGACUCAGCUGAUGACACUGACAACGAAGAAAUACCGGCAAAUUUUUCAAUGGUUAAUGAUCGAAUUACUGAUUUUAUGAAUGAGAAAGAAACAAAUAAUACUAUUAAAACAACUGAAGUUGUGACACGUCAUGUAGUUCAUGAGCCAGAAAGUCACAUAUCAUCAACAGAAAGUGAAGACUUACCACCACCAUUACCACCUUUACCACCACUAAAUAAAAAAACAACCACUACUUCAAGUGAUAACAUUCCAUUAAAAUCAGCACUAUCGUCGUCGCCAAGAGUUAAUAUAGAUUUAAAAAAUAGAAUACAUUCACGUUCUGAUCCAGAAAUUACUCCAACCGUUCAAACAACAACUGAUGAUAAAUUACUCAGCAAUGCAGAUGCACCAAUUCUUCGAUCGUUCGAUUCAGGUAGAGUAAUUUAUGUUUUUUUUUCUUGA